Clarias gariepinus (North African catfish) is the source of this 2103-nucleotide messenger RNA. RefSeq names its product DNA methyltransferase 1 associated protein 1 (gene dmap1). Lineage: Eukaryota; Metazoa; Chordata; Actinopteri; Siluriformes; Clariidae. Gene Ontology annotation, molecular function: transcription corepressor activity. The transcript has 11 exons. Gene Ontology annotation, cellular component: nucleus; NuA4 histone acetyltransferase complex; Swr1 complex. The record is from RefSeq and is a predicted model, not a curated record. Bases 118 to 1509 code for a protein of 463 amino acids. Gene Ontology annotation, biological process: DNA repair; negative regulation of transcription by RNA polymerase II; chromatin remodeling.
UCACAACGUUACACCGGUUUAGCCUGUUAGCAUUGUUGUGUAUAAUAAAAACGACCAUAAGGACAGAAAAUAAAACCCAUUAACAGUCCGGUGGGGAGUAACAGUACUCGGGGGAUCAUGGCGACCGGUGCUGAUGUGAGAGACAUCCUGGAGCUGGCAGGAGGAGACGCUGAUACAGGACCGAUCAGCAAGAAGGACAUCAUCAACUCUGACAAGAAAAAGGCAAAGAAGAGCACAGAGACUUUGACGUUCAAGAGGCCGGAAGGAAUGCACAGAGAGGUCUACGCCCUGCUCUAUUCCGAUAAAAAAGAUGCCCCCCCUCUGUUGCCCAGCGACACCACUCAGGGUUACCGCACGGUGAAGGCCAAGCUGGGCUGUAAGAAGGUUCGGCCGUGGAAGUGGAUGCCCUUCACCAACCCGGCUCGUAAGGACGGCGCCAUCUUCCACCACUGGAGACGAGCUGUGGAGGAGGGCAAGGACUACCCCUUCGCCCGCUUUAAUAAAACGGUACAGGUACCGGUGUACUCUGAGCAGGAGUACCAGAUGUACUUACACGACGACGGCUGGACUAAAGCCGAGACGGAUCACCUGUUUGACCUGUGCAAGCGUUUCGACCUGCGCUUCAUCGUCAUCCACGACCGCUACGACCACCAGCAGUACAGAAAACGUUCUGUGGAGGAUCUGAAGGAACGUUAUUACAACAUUUGCGGGAAACUGACGAAGGUCCGCGCUCCGACCGGCACCGAACCUAAAGUCUACAUCUUUGACGCAGGACACGAGAGACGCAGGAAAGACCAGCUGGAGAGACUGUUUAACCGCACGCCUGAACAGGUGGCGGAGGAGGAGUACCUGAUCCAGGAGCUGAGGAAGAUCGAGUCACGCAAGAAGGAGAGGGAGAAGAAGGCGCAGGACCUGCAGAAGCUAAUCACGGCUGCCGACAGCACGACGGAGAUGCGGCGCGGCGACCGCAAGGCCACGAAGAAGAAACCGCCGCAGAAACGAGAGGCGGAGAAACCGACCGUACCUGAAACAGCAGGGAUCAAGUUCCCCGACUUCAAAUCAGCCGGCGUGUCUCUACGCAGCCAGAGGAUGAAGUUGCCGAGCUCUGUAGGACAGAAGAAGAUCAAAGCCAUUGAGCAGAUCCUUACAGAGCAAGAAGUGGACCUGAACCCCAUGCCCACAGAGGAGAUCGUGGCGAUGUUUAACGAGCUGCGCAGCGACCUGGUCCUGGUGUACGAGCUGAAGCAGGCGCACAGUAACUGCGAGUACGAGCAGCAGAUGCUGAGACACCGCUACGACGCUCUGCUUAAAGCAGGGGGCGCCGGCACGCCCCACAGCGACAGCACCGCCGGACCGGACUCUCAGAACUGGGCCGGAGUCGACGAGAUCAAGACCGAACCCAAAGAGCAGAUCAUAGACGUGGUAGGAGCGCCGCUCACGCCCAACUCGCGUAAACGCAGAGAGUCGGCCUCCAGCUCGUCCUCCGUCAAGAAGAUAAAGAAACCCUGACUCGGCGUCUCUCUGUCUCCGCUCUGACUCUAAGACUUGGAGAGCGUCCUCGAUCGUCCGCGUCGACGAGACGUCAGGAAACGAAUCGGCUCCAUCAGACCUGAAACUUAAAAAAUCAUAAACUUUUAGACGUAAACUGAUCUCUCAGUGAUGCCGCUGUUCCUCAUCGUCCGUAUGUUCAUCACCUUCCACUCGGGUAAACUGUGAACCGCAUCGGAAAAGGACAGAGACGGGACGAGGGAGGAGGAUCAGGACCGCGUGUGUUUCCGAUAUUAUAUCAUGUAUGUUAUAUUGUGAGUCCGUGUUGACACAACUUCCUGUCUUUUUCUUUUCGAGCCACACAGGACAGACGAAGCGCCCUCUACUGUCUGCCUGCUGCAUCCGCAACGGAAAAAAACGAGCUGUCGAGCUAACCAGCUUAAUAAAAGUCUGGCAUGUUCUUUCUUUAUACAUUAAAGUGUUUGUUUUGUAGUAUUAUGUGAUUUUUCACUGAUGUCACAAACACACGCGCACGUUCUGUUCCUUUACUUCUCCCAGGGUUACUUUUGUGUUUGUCGUCAGUGAACUGUUUAAUAAAGUGUAGAUGUUUUUAUA